UCAAUUUUCCUUUCUCGGAUCUGCAAAAAAAAAAAUAAAAUUGUGAACCAAUUUGACAAAAUCUUGUCUCCCUCAACCUCCAGAACCUUCCCCUCUGCAACAAUCAUUCUCCUUCCUCACAUCUGUAGAAAAGCCAAAAUUUUUAUAUUGAAAACUUCAAUUUUCCUUCCUCAGAUUUGUAACUUCUGGAAUUUCAGUUGGACUUUUCCCUAUUUUCUCCAAAAAAAUUCAAUUUCUUGAUCAACUAAGUGUAAAAUCUUUAAUUAUCGAAUUGAUUUAAGAAAUUCUAAGUUUUCAGAAGAUUACCGAAGGGGAGAGGGAGAUCGAAGUUGCAGAGGUCGAGUAGAAAUGACCGGAGCUUUGUUCUCAAGCAGGUAACAGUAGAUCUGGACUGAAUGUGACCGGAAUCGAGAACAAAGAGCUGGAGAUCAACAAGAAACAGAUUUGAGCAUUACCAACUGAACCGCCUUGAAUCGCAGGGAUCCGGUGCUGGAGAUCAACUGUUACGGCUUCACUUGAACGGUAGAUGAAACAAAAGUAGAGAAAUUGUAAUGUAUGCUGAGAGGUAUGACAACUAGGUGGAAAAGAAAGGCAUGAAGAAGAUUGAAGGUAAAUUGAUUCUGAACUUAGUGAAGUCAGGGUCAAUGAUUGAGGCAAGACUUCUCCUUCAGUUUCUCUCAUCUUAUUGGGCUGCAAUUGCACGUCCCAUUUCUCCAACGACCUAGCGACAUCGGUGGAAAAAUGUGAUCCAAUCGAACUCCUGAAGCUGUUAAAAAGGUACUUGAAUUCCAUUUUGGUUUUCAAGUUUUUGCUUGAUUUUCUAGGUAUUUUUUAUCCUCUAUUUUUUGCAUGUGGGUUUUGCAAAGAUGAAUGAUUGGAUGGUGAAAUUGUUCUUAAAUUAUGUAGAAUUAAUGAAAUUGGGUGUGAUUG
Molecule: messenger RNA, 930 nt
Organism: Rubroshorea leprosula
Lineage: Eukaryota; Viridiplantae; Streptophyta; Magnoliopsida; Malvales; Dipterocarpaceae
Source: the annotation of a GenBank genome assembly